Prorocentrum cordatum is the source of this 976-nucleotide messenger RNA. Lineage: Eukaryota; Dinophyceae; Prorocentrales; Prorocentraceae. The record is from the annotation of a GenBank genome assembly.
CCUCCUCUUCCGCCCGCCGACCCUCCCAAAUGGUGUAGACCUUGCGAUAUCCCCCUAUACCUCACGAGCCCGGUAGAACCCUCAAGGUCCCUCCCUCGGCGACCCCCCCUCCAUCCGUCCCUCCCCAUCCCGCCUCCCCCCGCAUUCCCCCCCUCGCAGGAAAGGAAAGGCGAUUGGGGGCGCGUGGACUUUUGCAACCUCAAGUUCGGCAGCCCAGACGCCGCCAGGAAGGUCGCCGAGAGAGGGCCCUUCGGCUUUGUGGUGGGCAGCGACCUCCUGUACGGGGACACGGCCCCGCCCGAGCCGCUCGUGGAGACGCUCGCCGCCCUGGCGCGGGCGCCGGAGACGAGCAGCGCGCAGGUCAUCAUGGCGAUUUCAGGGAACCGCUGCGCCGACGAGGCGAAGGCCUUCUGCGCGGCGGCCGAGGCGCGCGGCAUCUGGAAGGUGAGCCUGGCCGAGCCCGACGACUUCCUGGAGGGCUACAACGCCAAGUCCGCCUUCUACGGCAGCGACGAGGGCCCGCACCCGAACGUCGUCCACCUCACUGUCGCCGCGCCCGCCACGGGCGAGGAGGCGGGCACAGACUGCAAGCGCCGCAGGGUGGAUGGAGGCUGCCCUGGCGAACCAGUCUCGGUCUCGGCCUAGUGCCGCCCGCCUUGGGCUGCCCGCGGACGACCGCCGCGGAGGCCUCGCGCCGAGGAGAAAUCGGCGUCUGUCCCGUGCCAGUGCAAAUCCGGUAAUUUUGCGCAGCUGGCCACAAUUUACCGUCGUCCGCUUCGCUCCCGUCAUAAGGGGCUCUGCUUCGGAGCAGCAGUUCUGGCAAACACGGAGUCCCACAGCCUCGUGGGGUUGCGGAGCCAACACGGGGCCACACCAGCCCCGUGGGGUUCCCGAGGGCUUCCCCCGAGGGCUUCCGAGAGGGGUCGGACGACAUGCCUGCCAACACGGCGUGUGACUGUCGCGAGUCGCUAACGCU